Eruca vesicaria subsp. sativa (arugula) is the source of this 2124-nucleotide messenger RNA. NCBI's taxonomy places the organism in Eukaryota, Viridiplantae, Streptophyta, Magnoliopsida, Brassicales, Brassicaceae. The record is from the annotation of a GenBank genome assembly.
UCACGUCUUUACUGAAAUAGCUAAACCAACCACGUUGAACGCCACAUUCGUUAAGACAACAACACCAGGCACGACGAGUGAACUAAAAAAAGUCCGAAUCUUUUGGAUUAACAAACAAUGGCUAAAACCAGAGGAUCUUGUUUUGUCAACGCUCUCUUUGCUACCGCUCUUUUAGCCAUUACCAAUCUGCACAGCUGUGAAGCUGUCUUGUCUCAGAAAGAACAGGACAAGGUCUCUAAGUUGCCUGGUCAGAACUUCAACGUUGACUUUGCUCACUACUCUGGUUACGUUACUACUAAUGAAAAACUAGGAAGAGCACUCUUCUACUGGUUCUUUGAAGCCACCGAUGAUGCUGCCUCCAAGCCCCUUGUUCUCUGGCUCAACGGAGGACCAGGAUGUUCAUCUGUUGCAUUUGGUGAAGCAGAAGAGAUAGGACCUUUUCACAUUAAGUCAGAUGGGAAGACUCUUUACCUUAAUCAAUAUUCUUGGAACCAAGCUGCGAAUAUUUUGUUCCUUGAUGCACCUGUUGGAGUUGGCUAUUCAUACUCAAACACUUCAUCCGAUUUGCGUACCAAUGGUGAUAAAAGAACUGCUCAAGACUCACUGAAGUUUCUGCUGAAAUGGGUUGAGCGUUAUCCCGAGUAUAAAGGAAGAGAGUUUUACAUAGUUGGAGAGAGUUAUGCAGGACAUUACAUUCCUCAGCUGAGUCAAGCCAUUGUAAGACAUAACAAAGCUUCUGGCGACAACACUAUUAAUCUCAAGGGUUACAUGGUAGGAAAUGGUCUGAUGGAUGAUUUCCAUGACAGGCUUGGUCUUUUCCAGUAUAUUUGGUCGUUGGGUUUUAUCUCCGACCAAACAUACAGCUUACUGAAACUUCAGUGUGGUUUUGAAUCGUUUAUUCACUCCUCCAAAGCGUGUGAUAAGAUUCUUGAGAUAGCUGACAAGGAAAUAGGUAACAUAGACCAAUACAGUGUCUUCACCCCGGCCUGUGUUGCAAAUGUUUCCCAGUCAAAAAUGUUGCUAAAGAAAAGACCAAUGACUAGCCGUGUGAGUGAACAAUAUGAUCCUUGCACGGAGAAACAUUCUAAAGUGUAUUUCAAUCUCCCAGAGGUUCAAAAAGCUCUCCAUGUCCCACCAGGACUUGCACCAUCCAAAUGGGAUACCUGCAGUGAUGUAGUGAAUGAACACUGGAGAGAUUCUCCUUCCUCGGUUUUAAACAUUUACCAUGAGCUUAUAGCUGCAGGGCUACGCAUUUGGGUUUUCAGUGGAGACGCAGAUGCUGUUGUACCAGUUACAUCAACCCGGUACAGCAUAGAUGCACUAAAACUUCGUCCAUUAAGUACUUAUGGUCCUUGGUAUAUAGACGGACAGGUGGGAGGGUGGACUCAGCAGUAUGCAGGUCUAAACUUUGUGACGGUAAGAGGAGCAGGCCAUGAAGUUCCUUUGCAUAGACCAAAGGAGGCUCUUGCGCUCUUUAAUGCUUUUAUAUCUGGAACCCCAUUGUCCACACCCGUGAGCAGCAUCAGCAAAGAUAUUUCUGCACUCAGGACAAGACAAAAGAAGCAGCAAGUCAUGGUGUUGGUGUCUAAUUCUAGCCACCAAAACAAGGAAAUACAUAUCAGAAGGAGAAUCUCUGAGAUAUACAAUAAAAGGGAAGAGGAUUUUCCAUCACUUAAGGACUACAAUGACUACUUGGAAGAAGUGGAGUGCAUGGUAUUCGAUCUGGUAGAUGGAAUCAAUGUUGAGGCGAUUGAAGAGAAAAUAAAGAAGUACUCUCAAGAGAAUGCUGAACAGAUCAUGAUCAACCGUGCCCGCAAGGCUGAAGAUUUAACUGCAGCAUUGGCGGCUUGCAAGGCCCAACAACCACAAACUGAUGCUGACACGUCUACAAACAAUGGGAGUACGUCUGGAACUGCAUACAGUCAGGCUCCAAAACCAACGGGAAUGGGCCCACAACCUGUACCUAUAGGAGGAGGAGGAGGAGCAGAUCAUCAACGUUACUCUAUGGAAGACGAAGCUAUGAUGAGGCUCAAAGCGGAGAGAGCUACACGGGCUGGAGGAUUUUCUUUAGAGAUAAGCAAGAAGAGGGCUCUGGAAGAAGCAUUUGCAAGCAUUUGGGUUUGA